CGUGUCCACCCUUGCUGGUGACUCACUGCUAUGCACGCACACAAAGCGGGCGACUCAACUUGGGCAACAUCGACGAACCUGAGCCUGCCACCAAGGGCACGAGCUUCCUCAACUUCGAGCGGAUGCGUGCGAAGCUCAGCAACAGGGCCGCGUUUCCAUCGGUGUCUCCAUUGGCAUCUGCAGUGACGACGAUGUCUAUGGUUAAGCCGGCGUCUGCGGCGAACCCGACGUCUGCGGUGAAGCCGACCAGUGCCAGGCCAGUGAGCAAGGGCCCCCCAACGAAGACCGCGAAUGUCGCGAAGCCCGACGCGCAGGACCUGGCAGCCGACGACAGCCCUCAGGCUGAAGCCUCCAGUAGCAAGCCCGCGAACGUGCAGGCUGGAACCGACGAAUCGGAGCAUCCUGGGGAGGACGAGAUCGACGAGCCUGAGGGAGCCGCCUGAAUCGGAGGGUCGAACACUGUGUAGGUUGAUCUGCCCUGGUGACCCAAGCAUAUGCGCGACGCGCUGCCAGUGAGUGUUCGUGUGCACAGGCGUACGUCACCGUACGCGUGCAUCGUCCAUGAUUAUAAAAAUGUACCGUAUCGUAGCUUGUGUCUAACUGCGUUGGAUCUAGAGGAAGUGUCCACGGCCGCUCUCGUCAGUCACGUCAUCCGUCCCGCCUCUCUCUCUUCUCCGCUCCCUUGAAAGAGAGCGCCUCUCGCUCACUGGCCACCCGCUGCG
Molecule: messenger RNA, 722 nt
Organism: Fomitopsis serialis
Lineage: Eukaryota; Fungi; Basidiomycota; Agaricomycetes; Polyporales; Fomitopsidaceae
Exons: 2
Coding region: 123-443 (106 amino acids)
Source: RefSeq, a predicted model, not a curated record